CUGAGGGAGCUGCGCGAGGCCAGCACCACCCCUGCAUUCUGCGAGGGGCCCUGCGGUGAGGGGCACGCACCCACGACAGGCUCCAGGAGGGGACAGGCUCCAGGAGGGGACAGGCUCCAGGAGGGCCGGCAGCACUGCCCGGCUCAGCACCCACCACCCUCCACUGGCAAAACGGGACCACGAGGCAGAAGAGGAGAGCAGUGCUUCGAGGCCGGCGAGUGCUGAGCACUGACCCACCCGGCUGUCCUACAGCCCCCCGCAUGCCUCUGCCCCCUUCUUCCUUGGCAGCGUCCUAAGGCUGCGCUCAGCAUGAAGGACUAUUUCCCCGUCUCAAUGCCCCGGUACAGUCGGUAUUCCCAGAGACUGAGAGCGUCGCGCACCGUGCGCUUCCCCAAUGACGUCGUCUUUCAGGACCACAUCAGGCAGGGGGACCUGGAGCAGGUGGGCAGGUUCAUACGUGCCAGGAAGGUCGCUCUGGACACCAUCUACCCUUCUGGCAUGGCAGCCCUCCACGAGGCUGUGCUCACCGGGAACUUGGACUGCGUCAAGCUCCUGGUUAAGUACGGUGCCGACAUCCACCAGAAGGAUGAGAACGGGUGGACGCCCCUGCACAUGGCCUGCAGCGACGGCUACGCUGACAUAGCCCGGUACCUCAUGUCCCUGGGGGCCAGCCCCGAGGCCACCACGGACGCCGGGGAGAAGCCCUCGGACCUCAUCGACCCCGAGUACAGCGAGCUGCUGCAGCUCUUCCAGGCCGCCACCAUGGACUGAGGCGGGCAGCGCGGCCGGGCAGCGGGGCUGCGGCCGGCCGGAGGCCGGAGCAUGGCCCGGGCUGGGCCCGGGCCGGGGCCGGAGUGCGCU
This is a messenger RNA of Oxyura jamaicensis (ruddy duck), 861 nucleotides long. It is a transcript of the gene PPP1R27, whose product is annotated as protein phosphatase 1 regulatory subunit 27. The transcript has 3 exons. Gene Ontology annotation, molecular function: phosphatase binding. Bases 310 to 771 code for a protein of 153 amino acids. The record is from RefSeq and is a predicted model, not a curated record. Lineage: Eukaryota; Metazoa; Chordata; Aves; Anseriformes; Anatidae.